This is a messenger RNA of Pochonia chlamydosporia 170, 6156 nucleotides long. Its product is annotated as ATP-dependent DNA helicase PIF1. Gene Ontology annotation, molecular function: DNA helicase activity. NCBI's taxonomy places the organism in Eukaryota, Fungi, Ascomycota, Sordariomycetes, Hypocreales, Clavicipitaceae. Gene Ontology annotation, biological process: telomere maintenance; DNA repair. The record is from RefSeq and is a predicted model, not a curated record. The transcript has 5 exons. Bases 1 to 6156 code for a protein of 2051 amino acids.
AUGAGUCCUCAGUCUUCGGAUCAACGGCUUCAAGCCAACUUACUUUCCGUCCUCUGCGCCCGCUGUGGCGAGAAAAAGCCGGUGGGUGACUUCAUAGCAAGCGGAACUCUGCUGACAGCACCAAGAACUGUUUGGACUGUCGUAGUCGGUGCAAUUCUCAUAUCCAGAAAUGCAAUCCUGUCGUUGAGGAAGGUCGUUGCGGGGCCUCCCUCGGCAGAGAGACCAGCCUCGAAGAGAACCGAAGGAGAUGCUGACCUUUUGCCUCCUGACAAGAGAUCCGGAACACAGCCCACAUCUCCAGAGAGGCUGCGACAACAACAUACAGCUAGGAUUUUGUUCAGUGAACCAACCAGUCAGCCGCACAUCGUGCUGGGGACGCCUAUUCCAUUAACCCGCAGAAGCUCGGAGCUCUUCAGAUCUCUGGCCCCCUCACCGCCUGUGCAGUCAGACACCCAUUCAAUCGCUUCGCAUUCUGACCCGUCUACUGUCCGGAGCAACGAGGUUAAUUUUGAGCACUCUUAUUCGACUGUGAGGUUUCGCAAAGGCGGGAGGGACUCGCAGGACGUUCCGUCCAAGGCCGAGGCGAGAGCAAAGCGGGCUGUUAUCCAGCGCGACCAUCGUUCACGACGCCGUGCAGGGGAGGCUGUGUCACAAACUCCCACAUUAUCUCAACUCGGCACUUCUGAAGGUUCCGAUGGUCAUGGAGAAGACCGCAGUCAAGGUCGACAGCACCCCGACGAGCAUUUAGGCCGGGGUGAGCUGACCGAGGAGAGGGAUGACAGGGAGCAGUUCUCUGAAUCUGAUAUUGACGUUGAGGACUAUUUCAACCUGCUUCUUUCACCUGCUCGGCCGCAGAGAUUCCUCCAACAAUUGGGGGUAGAGUCUGAUUCCGAGGUGGGGGACGAAGAUGAGGGCGGCAGCGACGAUUGCUUGAAUGCGAGCCCUCUUCGCCGUCGCUCACGGCGGCCCGCCGCGCAGUCAAGGCGUGGUCGCCGUGGUCCUGCCCCUGGUACAGGAGGGCGACCACGAAAAUCUCGAGGGCAAACUCGGUCAUCCAUACCGCCACGACGUAUUCGGAGUCCGGUGAUAAUCCCACCUGAACAAUCAGCUGUUUUUCAUGCGCAAGAUCCGGUGUGGAAUGGCGACCUUGACGCUCCCGCAUUGAGUGACCGCGACAAAGCAACACUCCGCGAGUUCUGGACCAUGCUGGACAAUGAUCAGAUGGAAUACUGCAGGAGAUGCCAAGAAAGUUGGUUUCAGAUGAAGAUCGAUACUGACGGCAUCUGUGGGCGUUGCUAUCGGAAAGACGCGAAACGACGCAACGGCGAGCCGUAUUUCUUCUCUGCAGAUAAUCAGCUCGACUUUGGCCCUGUGCCGGCGCGAUUGCCCCAGCUUACGCCUACCGAAGAGUCGUUGAUUGCUCGUGUUCACGUCCAUGUGAACAUUAUGCUUGUGCGAGGGCAGCAGUACAAGUAUCGGGGCCACGUAGUUCACUUCCUGCGCGAGGUUGGCCUAGUGUAUAACCAGCUGCCUCUUUUACCUCAGGAGCUAAACACGGUAUUACUCCGUCCUGCCAAUACGUCGUCCCACGCAAAGCUUACCCGACAAUUUACGCGCCAGUUCCGUGUACGCCGCCAGCCCGUCACCAUAUGGCUUAACUACCUCUGCCGCCACCAUCCUGGCUAUCGAUGCAUCAUCAUCGAUGAAGAGCGGCUGAAUCAAUUGCCUAAGGAUGGCAAUGUCCUGGAUUCAAUCCCGCAGAGCCAAGUGGAGGCUGCCGAUGUUGGACCCGAGGAUGAUCAUGAAGCGGAACCGGACGUGGAGGACGAGGCUGCGGUGCCAGACCUCUUAGCCAAAGACACGGAGCUCGAUGCUCUGCGGUCUAUUCUCGCCGGAGAACCGGAUGUUGAUCCAGGGCUGGCCACCGUCGGGCCGCAGACGCGGCACGAGUUGCAGCUUCCGAAUAUACGGCGCACGCCAAUUAAUGAGUUCAAUCGCUCUCAUGCGCUACUCUCGUUGGCGUUUCCCUGCCUUUUCCCUGACGGGAUAGCCGACUUUGUUGAGCCUCGGUUACGCUCCAUUGAGUACAAGGACUACGUCGAGCAUGCUAUGCGCUGGCAUGACGGGCGCUUUGCACGUCACCCGACCUUCCGCUUCGUCGCAUUCAAUACUCUGAUACGGUCACAAGCCCGUACACGGUCCAAGUUCUUCGUGAAGCAACGUGAUGGGAUGAAUCAGUCGCUCACGCGGGAGCAACUUAUUCAGGCGCUGGAGCACAGCGAGGACCCCGAGGCACAGGCGCUUAUCAACUCAAUCACAAGACAUGCGGUGUCUAUUCGCGGCACGCGUCCCUUCUGGAAUAGAAAGAGGCAGGACCUCGAGGCAUACGCCUAUAACCUUGGAUGUCCUGGUGCAUUUAUCACAUUCAGCCCGGCAGAUUUACACUGGCGGAGUCUCUACCAACACAUGCCCCGAUACGAUGAAUGGCUGGCUGCGUCCGAGUCGGAGAGGAUGGGUCUCUCACGCCAACUUUUGCGUCAGAAUCCUCAUAUUGCCGCUUUUCACUUCUACCGACGAUACUGCUUCUUCCGAGAUAUCGUGUUAAGCAAGAAGUUCAACAUUACGGAUUAUUGGGAUCGGUAUGAAUGGCAAGGGCGUGGCAGUCCGCACAACCAUGGCCUGUACUGGAUGGGGAAUUGCCCUGGAGUCGACAUGGGGGAUGAAGCGGCUCGAGAUGUAUUCGCACGCACGUGGGGAUUCCACAUAACUGCUAUCAACCCCGAGCCGACUAGAACUGUGCCUCAGGGCGAGGGUAAUCCCCUGAGCGCGGAUCCGAUAAGCACAGAAAUGUCAUUCCUGCGACUCUCACAGAUCGUCAACCGUUGCCAGCGUCACAGGUGCAAUACCACGUACUGCCUGCGUGUGAGGAAGAGAACCGGUGAUCUGGCGAGGGAUAUGGAAGGGGCUGCUGCAGACAUCGAGGCGGCCAAUGCAGCCGAUCCAGAGAGGGAGUGUCGCUUCAACUUCCCCCGUGCUCUGCGGGAGCUGGCCGCAGUCAUCCGGAAGGAAGGCAAGUCAUACUACGUCUUCGAGGCGGCGCGGAAUGACAGCCUCAUGAACCACUUCAAUCCUGCGAUUGUCCUAGGCUGGCUGGCCAAUAUCGACAUAUCCCCAUGCACCAGCUUACAGGCGGUUAUUACAUACGCGGCGAAGUAUUGCAGCAAAUCUGAGAAGAAGACUGAGCCCUACUGUAAGCUCGCAGACCAAGUUUUGCCGCACACGGCACACCUUCAGCCCCUCUUAUCCUUCUCCUCCCGUUUAAUGAAUAAGCUGAUUGCCGAGAGAGAUUACUCGGCGCAGGAGAUUUCCCAUAUGCUGCUUAACAUCCCGCUGCAGGAAGGCACACGAAUGGUGGUCUCAGUGGACUGCCGCCCGUUGGAGCAACAUGCGCGUUCGUAUCGCGUCGACGAAGAUGUCAACGAGACCAUUGGCAAUUACAGAAAAUAUCUUGAGAGAAGUGACCAACAUGAGGACGUGACGUAUCUCGAGUAUCUGCAACUAUACAAUCUCAAGACGUGGAGGAGACUUGCUGCUAACGCGAAGAAGAGGGUCCUGUCUUACUUCCCUCGAUAUAGGUCAAUCAGGUUUCUUCCCAAGGAGUUGUACGCAGUGUGCGGACAACAGUUUGAUUCCUUCGCGGCUGCGUACAAGUUUUGCAGAGAGCACCACGACGCCCAUGCGGACGACCAUUACGGGGAGCCAGAAGCAAAUGAACUGAGGGCAGAGGACGACGAAUUUGAGCUUGAGGUCCAUGAAGAGCCCACAGUGGAAGAGGACUGGCAUGAACUCGCCCACAUGCUUCCCGACCACCCGCUGGAGGAGGAGGAUAUCGACAUGCUUGGCCGCCGAGACAUUGACAUCAAUUAUGAUUGGGCCCCUCACGUUGGACGGUAUACUGAUGACGGUAUUCUCAACGGCGACUACUGGAAGCGACGCAAAGCGGCAAGCCGCCUUGACCUUGAUGUGGAUCAUCAGCCGUUGGAAGCCCGCGAUUCCCUAAAUCGAGACCAGCGCCUAGUGUACGAUACGGUGAUGGCCCACUUCCUUAAUCAGGAACCCUCUCAGGUGCUGCUCCAUGUGGAUGGCGGAGGUGGUACCGGGAAGUCAUACCUCAUUAAUUUGCUCUCCGCGCAUCUUCAAGCCGCUGCUGCUGGGAGAGUGACACCAGUUUGGCGUGCCGCGCCCACUGGCGUCGCGGGAAAUCAGAUCUCGGGCACCACCUUGCAUUCCCUGUUACAUCUCCCAAUCAAUAAGGACUUCAAGCCCCUGUCGCCCGUUGACAAGGCCCAGCUCCAGAAGAAGCUGAAGGACAUCAAGUACCUGAUCAUCGAUGAGAAGAGCAUGCUAGGACUGCGGCAGCUGUCCUGGAUCGAUGACCGUCUGCGCGAGGCGUUCCCGAAUAGGAAUGAGGACUUCUUUGGUGGUCUCAACAUACUGUUGGUUGGCGACUUCUUUCAACUUCCCCCCGUGCUACAGAAGCCGCUUUACUACGACAAGGAGGUGCAGGGAGUAGAGAUCAAAGGCAGAAACGCAUACAGACGCUUUGAUAAAUCGGUCUUCCUGAAGGUUGCCCAGCGGCAACAGGGCGAUGAUCAGGAGGCGUUUCGCACAGCUCUGGGAGAAUUGCGGCUGCUCCAACUAUCGGUGGAGUCCUGGAAGCUCCUUUCCAGCCGGGUACAGGCAAAGCUAGAUGAUCAAGAGGUGGCCAGGUUCGCCAACGCCUUGCGAGUAUACGCCACUAAAGAUCGGGUGAACGAAUAUAACCACUACCACCUUGACCGUCUCGUCCGGCCAGUCAUUCAGGUCAAGGCUAAGAAUGUUGGCCUUGGCGCGUCUGCGGCCCCUGACGACAAGGCGGGCAACCUUGCGAAGCAGAUCCCCAUAUGCAUUGGCGCUCGUCUGAUGCUGACGUCUAACCUUUGGCAGCCAGUUGGCCUCUGCAACGGCGCUCGCGGCACGGUGUACGACAUCGGCUGGGCACCUGGGGCUGACCCCGUUCGAGACCCUCCCUGUGUUAUCAUGAUGGAGUUUGACAAGUAUAACGGACCGGUGUUCCUGACUACCACUGAUGGCAGGAAGAUUGUCCCGAUUCUCCCAGUAGACAGGGACUUCCUCAUCGGAAGCACUCUCUGCACUCGCACUCAGUUUCCCCUGAUCGUGUGCUAUGCCAUUACUGUGCACAAGUCACAAAGCAUCACGGAGGAUAUAAUUGUUACGGAUCUCUCCUGCCGGGACUUUCAGACGGGCUUAAGCUAUGUGGCUGUGUCUCGUGUGAAAACAAUCCAGGGCUUGAUGCUGGAUGCACCGUUUGAUCGUGGUCACCUCUUUUAUGAGUCUUCCCCAGACGGUAUGAAGAUGAAGCUCCGGGACCAAGAACUAAGGAAACGGCAGGUUCUUACGCGGAAUCCCUUUAAGAUAGAGCGUGGUUCUAUACUUGAUCGCCUCAGCCGGCCAGUCAUUCAGGUCAAGGCUAAGAAUAUCGGGUUUGGCGCGGCUGCGGCUCCUGACGACAAAGCGGGCAACCUUGCGAAGCAGAUCCCCAUGUGCAUUGGCGCCCGUCUCAUGCUGACGUCUAACCUUUGGCAGCCAGUUGGCCUCUGCAACGGCGCUCGCGGUACAGUCUACGACAUCGGCUGGGCACCUGGGGCUGAUCCCAUCCAAGACCCUCCCUGCGUCAUCAUGAUGGAGUUUGACAAAUACAGCGGGCCGGUGUUCUUGACCACCGCUGAUGGCAGGAAGAUUGUUCCGAUUCUCCCGGUAGACAGGGACUUCCUCAUUGGAGCCACUCUUUGCACUCGCACCCAGUUCCCCCUGAUCGUAUGCUACGCCAUUACCGUUCACAAGUCACAAAGCAUCACUGAAGAUGUGAUCGUUACGGACCUCUCCUGCCGGGACUUUCAGACUGGUCUCAGCUACGUAGCUGUCUCUCGUGGCAAAACGCUCGCGGGCCUAAUGCUGGAUGCGCCAUUUGAUCGUAAUCAUUUGUUUUAUGAAUCUGCCCCCGAUGGUAUGAAGAUGAAGCUGCGGGACCAAGAGUUUAGGAAACGGCAGGUUCUUACACGGAAUCCCUAUAAGAUAGACCGUGGUUCUGCAUAA